GAUGAAUUUGAUCGGAAUUUGCAAAAAAUAACAAUAUUUUAUGCCAAUUCAUCAUCACUCCCAAUUCGGUCAAAGAGUCGCGAGGUCUCCAAUUCCCGUAUUUGUCGUCUUCUCCAUUUUCUCAGUGUCACGCACAGUGAAUCGAUUACGAAAUUCGCUUUAUUUAUGGUGAGAAGCACUGAGAGCAGCAGCAAUUAGCCCAGCCCCAAUUUUCUUCGUCAAAAUCCCGUCUUCCCCAGAACCCAGAGAAGAGAGCUCACACAGAGUGGUCUCUCAGUCUCAUCCGUGCCCUCAGGAGCUCCAAUUUUCGCAGAUUAGUGCUCUUUAACUAAAGUUCACAAAUGGGGAGUGUGGAGGAUCCUAUCUUUGAAGAUGAUACAGAUAUAAGUGACACAGAAAUGGAUGAGGAUGAAGAAGAAUAUUAUGAAGAUCUGAAGAAUGGAAAACACAAUGUGAGAAGCUCAGAUGGGACAUAUAUUUGCCCCUUCUGCCCAAAGAAGAGGCUCCAACAUGCCUCUGGGGUGGAAAAGAGUAAUUCAGAAAAGAGAAGCGCAGAAGAAAAGGCCAAACACUCAGCUUUAGCGAAAUAUUUGGAAAAAGAUCUAGCAACUGAAGGUGGUCCAUCUAAACCUGUGGGUGAGGAAGACCCCCCAGUUGAUUGUGACCAUGAUGAAAAGUUAGUGUGGCCUUGGACAGGGGUAGUGGUUAAUAUUCCAACCAGACGGGCAGAUGAUGGGAGAUAUGUAGGAGAAAGUGGAUCCAAACUGAGAGAUGAUUUAAUAAGGAGAGGGUUCAAUCCCACAAGGGUUCACCCUCUAUGGAAUUUUCGGGGUCACUCAGGAAGUGCCGUUGUGGAAUUUAGGAAAGAUUGGCCUGGCUAUGUUAAUGCCAUGUCAUUUGAGAGGGCUUAUGAGGCAGAUCGUCAUGGGAAAAAGGACUGGGGUGCUAAUGGUGACCAAAAAUCUGGUCUUUAUGCUUGGGUUGCUCGUGCAGAGGACUAUAAAGCUACCAAUAUUGUUGGAGAACACCUCCGUAAGAUUGGAGACCUUAAAACAAUUUCUGAAAUUAUGGAGGAAGAAGCCAGGAAGCAGGAUAAGCUUGUAUUUAAUCUUAACAAUAUCAUUCAGGGCAAGAACAAAGACAUGGAAGAGAUGGAGCUAAAAUGUAGUGAAACUACAAACUCCAUUGAGAGCGUAAUCACAGAGAAAGAAAAGCUCGUUCAAGGUUAUAAUGAAGAUAUAAAAAAGAUACAAAUGAGUGCGCGGGAUCACUUUCAGAGGAUUUUUAGCGACCACGAAAAACUUAAGUUACAAUUGGAAACUCAGAAGAUAGGGCUAGAGACACGCAUAGAAGAAAUGGAGAAGCGUGCGGUGGCUAACGAAAGUGAAAGUAGGAAGCUCGCCGAUGAAAUUGAAAAGAAUUCGGCAAAAAAUAGUUCUCUGCAAUUGGCUUCUAUGGAGCAACUGAAGGCUAAUGAAAAUUUAUUGAAACUGGCUGAAGAUCAGAAGAGGCAAAAGGAGGAGCUCCACAGUAAAAUAAUUAAACUGGAAAAGCAACUGGAUACAAAGCAAACUCUUGAAUUGGAAAUUGAGCAACUUAGAGGGAACUUAAAUGUUGUAAGGCGCAUGGGGGAUGAUGGGGAUGUUGAAGUGCUGGAAAAGGUGGACACAAUGCUCAAAGACUUGAGAGAAAAGGAAGAAACAUUUGAAGACUUAGAAGCUUUAAAUCAAACUCUAAUUGUAAAGGAGCGUAAGAGCAAUGAUGAGCUGCAGGAAGCUCGUAAGGAAUUGGUUAAUGGCUUGAAGGAAAUAUCAAAUCGUGCUCAUAUUGGUGUUAAGAGAAUGGGUGAGCUUGACAGUAAACCCUUCCAAGAAGCAAUGAAGAGAAAGUAUAAUGAGGAAGAAGCAGAAGAGAAAGCCACAGAGCUGUGCUCAUUGUGGGAAGAAUACCUGAAGGACCCAGACUGGCAUCCUUUCAGAGUUACUACAGUCGAUGGGCAACAUAAGGAAUUCAUAAAUGAACAAGAUGAAAAAUUGAAAGAUUUGAAGAAACAACUGGGGGAUGAGGUGUAUAAUGCUGUAACAUCAGCUUUAAAGGAGAUAAAUGAAUACAACCCUAGUGGGAGGUAUAUAACUUCUGAACUGUGGAACUAUGCUGAGGGACGAAGGGCUUCACUGCAAGAAGGAGUUGACUUUAUUCUGAAGCAAUGGAAAAUAAAGAAACAGCGGAUGGAAGAUUGAAGUUGUGUAUGGCCAGCUUGGUGGAUCUUCCCAAGUCUCAACGCAGGACGGCGGUUACUAGCCUUAUUAUGUCCGUUCCUGGGGUCUUGCCGAAUAAGUGGUUAAUCUGAAGGAGGACUCUCUACCUUUAGAUGUAUUCAUUUGCUUUGUUCAUCAACUUUGAUCUUUAAUAAGACACUAUUUACUAGUGUAGGAGAGGUAACUUAGUCCACAUGGACACUACCCAACUUCUUCUUCAAACUCUCAGAGAAGGGAAACCAUUUCCAACUAUCGACAUUUGACUGUGCUUGUAUCAUUAGUAUUUGACAAUGUAUAACAGUAUUGCGAGCUUUUCAGUUCCAUUUAUCUAUCCAUUACUACUUGACUUU
Messenger RNA from Prunus mume (Japanese apricot), 2608 nucleotides. RefSeq names its product XH/XS domain-containing protein (gene IDN2). Gene Ontology annotation, biological process: gene silencing by siRNA-directed DNA methylation. The record is from RefSeq and is a predicted model, not a curated record. Lineage: Eukaryota; Viridiplantae; Streptophyta; Magnoliopsida; Rosales; Rosaceae.